Messenger RNA from Prosopis cineraria, 1065 nucleotides. RefSeq names its product 30S ribosomal protein S21, chloroplastic-like. Gene Ontology annotation, biological process: translation. NCBI's taxonomy places the organism in Eukaryota, Viridiplantae, Streptophyta, Magnoliopsida, Fabales, Fabaceae. The record is from RefSeq and is a predicted model, not a curated record. Gene Ontology annotation, molecular function: structural constituent of ribosome. The transcript is spliced from 2 exons. Gene Ontology annotation, cellular component: ribosome. The coding region runs from base 235 to 786 and encodes 183 amino acids.
AAAAUUGCAUUUUCAAUGAUUAAAUUAAUAAAAAAUAAUUCCCAAAGAUCAACAAUUAAUUUUUUUAAAAAAUUUUACUGUUCCUAUCAAAGCCCAACAUGGUCCACCUGAACAGGUCGACGGAAGGCCCAUCUUUGUCUAUGUAAAGCGCACUUCAAUAGCUGACCAACUUCUCAAUGAGACGAAUCUCAUGCCUCGACUCUUCGAAGUUCAAACCUCAGAUCAUACAAGGUUAUGGCCGUCUCUUUCCUUUCGAACUUCUUCCCCACCUUGCUUCCUUCAAAUUCACCGUGGCCGCGUCCAACCUGCUUCCAUUGCUUCCCCUCACAGCUCCGUCUUUCGCAGUCCUCAUCAGGGUGGUCGUCGAUGGUGACAGCCAACGACCUCCCAGAAUCUUCUCCGUCUUUUUCGUCUCUUCAUGCAAGUGAUCACUCACCCAUCUUAUGCCCUGCACUUGCGUAUUCAAACAUUCUUUUCUUCAAAUCGGCUUAUAAUGUUCAGGUCAUAGUGGGCGAUAAUGAGCCCGAAGAUAGGCUGCUUAGCCGGUUCAGGAAAGAGGUCCUGAAGGCCGGUGUGCUUCAAGAGUGUAAAAGAAGGAGAUUUUUCGAAAGCCAACAGGACAAGAGGAAGAGGAAAUCCAGAGAAGCUGCUAAAAAGAACCGAAGGAGGAGGCCACAAUCAAGAGCUCCAGCACAAAAUAAAGAUCAAGCUCCUAAGAAGAGAAAGGGUGAUGAUGAAAAAGAUGAUAACUGGGAACUUCCAGAGGUAGAUCUUCCGUAUUGCUGAAAAUACAGGAACACGAACUUAUAGAUGAAAUGAACUUCAACUGAUCGGUCAAGAAAAAAGCACUUCAACUGACGACUUGGAUAUGACUUCACACAAGUUGACAUUUUUUUUUUCACUUGAUUUUAUGUGGAUUCUCUUAUAUAUCCUGGUAUUUCAAUUGUAAUGGGUUGAUGCCAUGGGAAGAAAAAGUCCAAUGUACAGGUUUGCCUACAGUUGGUAUGAUUUCAAUGAACUACACUCUUGGUAUUACUUUGGAUGUUAUGAACUACAUCAUUGUUA